Messenger RNA from Planococcus citri (citrus mealybug), 5588 nucleotides. It is a transcript of the gene larp, whose product is annotated as La related protein. The record is from RefSeq and is a predicted model, not a curated record. The transcript has 20 exons. Gene Ontology annotation, molecular function: RNA cap binding. NCBI's taxonomy places the organism in Eukaryota, Metazoa, Arthropoda, Insecta, Hemiptera, Pseudococcidae. Gene Ontology annotation, cellular component: cytosol; cytoplasmic stress granule. The coding region runs from base 550 to 4818 and encodes 1422 amino acids. Gene Ontology annotation, biological process: mRNA stabilization; positive regulation of translation.
ACGCGUAAUCAGAACAUAAUGUCUUCAAGUUUGUCACAUGGUGUUUAUAGUGUUUUUGCGUUUAAUUUAAGUUUUUUCGAAAAUUAACUAUUGAAUCGGUACUAAAAAGUACAUUUUUAAUUAAUAACACUCCGGAUUACAAGUGCAACGUUAAAUUUAGACAGUUCUCGUAGUAUUCCUCAAUAAUAACCGGUUCGUCAGUAAAGCGGUUCCGGCACUCGUUGAAUAUAGUAGAUUUCAAAACGUGACAACGUAAAUAUUUUAUUUAAUUCGUAUUUUAAAUCGUUAUUAAUCGCGCAAAAGUGUUUAUUCCGAUAACAUUAGUUUGUAAGUCUAACCAAGGUCCAAUGCAUUUUAUUCACAGCGACGACCUUUUUUCAUUUUUCUAUUUAAUCCCCUUGUAACGUAAUGCGGCAUGAUAAAAGUCGACAUCACGAAACCUUCGUUGUGUUUCAAAUUUUAACUUUUAUUUCAAUUUUAACUCGUCCGUUGCGCGGUUUCGAUCAGUUUCUAUAAUCGUCCGCCGCUACGAUUCCACUUGCCCAUAUAAUGGCAGCGGAAGUAUCGAAAAACGGUGCCGCCUCGUGCAGUAAAAUGAACAACGUUUUUUCAUACGCCAACGCCGUAUCAAACGCAGCCAAAUCCAAGACCAUCUCCAACGAUCAAGAAAACACAAUCAAAGAAGAGGAAAGCAAACCGGCCCCGAUCGACGACAAUAACAGUAAUAAAGAAAACGAGAACGUAAACAAGGAGAACGUCAAUUCACAAAACACCCUCGAAGAGAAAUCUUCGGACAUUGAUCUCUUAAAUUCCAACGACCAAAAUGUCGAUCCCGAAGACGACUUCAUAGAUUAUAGCGGUUCCAAAAGGAAGAAAAAAAUCGCGAAAAGUAAAAAGAAAGAAGUAGCCUUUAAACCUAAUCCUAUAAUUUUAACGCGAAAUAGUCCUAUAAAACAAGAUAAAAUACGCGAUAGAAAGCGUGAAAAACCUAUCGUUUUUAACGACGAUAAAAGCGAUGUAAUCAAUACAAUGAGCUGUGAUGUAAAAUACGUCGAAGCACCGGUACCUAAAGUCAACCCGUGGACUAUAAAAAGAAACGCAAAUUCUGUACUCAAGGCAGAUACCUUUUCGUGUUCUGAAAAAGAAAAUUCGCCCGAUGAUACUACGAAAAAGAUCGUCGCUAGUCAAUCAGAACCACCACCACCAACCAUCAGCGAAAAACCAUCCAAUACUCACGGUCUUCCAGUAACGACGGCUGAUAAGGUGAAGGGUAAAUUGAGUAGAAAAGAAAACGGCCUAACUGAUGUUGAAAACUGGCCAUCGUUAGGAAGUGGAGUUAAUCAAAUUGAAAGACGAGCUUUAAACGGAGACCAUUUCGGAUUGCUGAACGGCAACGCUUGUAAAUUGGACAAAUCACUGGGGAUGAAUUCGCGCUCAAAAGAUAAAGACUUUGAGCAUUCGUCUCGUUCGUCUUCCGUAGUUUCGGGAUCUUCCUAUCGACAUCGUUCGCCUGCCAAUAAGGAGAAUCGUAAAGGCUCCACUGCCCAGUGUCAAGACAAUCAAGACGACGACAGCGUUAGCGGCUGCAGCGAAGAAAAUGGCAACUCGAUCGGUCUGAGUAAUAAAAUGAAACGUAAAGGUAGCAAUAAGAGGAGUGCCAAAACGCAAGAUGAGGCCAGUAAAGAUGAGGAUAAAAAUGGUUCAUCGGCCGAACACCCGUCUAGUCAUUCUUCGUCAGCGACUUCGUCGACCGAACGUCAGAAAAAAGUUCCAAAACAUAAAUGGAAACGAUUGGAAAUCGAUACGCAUUUUUCGAGAGACAGACAUAGAUUCAGUUCGAGAUCGAAGUCUGGAAAUGGAGCUCCCAUUAAGAAUCGAAAGACUGACGAUAAUAUUUUACAACCGCAUAAUGAUAACACCAGUUUCAAAGGCUUAAGAGGUGGUACCCGAUAUAGUCGUUCGGCGAUCAAAAACGCUUUCACUUCUCGUACGAGUAGAAUUACCAAUGUUAAGAAAGUCCUUAAAGACGGGGACCUUACCUCCCUUAAACACGACGAGUACCAAGAUUAUCCCGCCGAUUACCUAACUUGCCCGACCGAACAGAUUAAUCCUGCAUUGUUGAGUGGUACAGGAAUUAUGUCGGGAGAUCUGAUAUUACCAUUUAUGGGGCCUUAUUAUUAUACUCCGGCUAAUACAUACGGCAAUUUGCACGAAGCUACGGUUAUCGAAUAUGUGAAAAAACAAAUAGAAUAUUACUUCAGCGAGGAGAACCUAGUGAAAGACUUAUUUUUAAGGCGUAAAAUGGAUUCCGAAGGUUUCAUACCAGUAACGUUGAUAGCCUCAUUUCACCGAGUUCGAUCACUGACCAACGAUUUGAACCUUGUGAUAUGUGCUAUCAAGCAAUCCGAGCAUUUAGAAUUAGUCGAUGGAUUCAAAGUGCGUACGAAAAAAGACCCGACAAAAUGGCCGGUUCCAGACGCUGUACCAACUCCAACAGCUAUCGCCGCUACCGUUGCCCCAUUCACAGUUCAUCCGCUAGGACCACCGGUGAUUACGACUGCGAUCGCUCCGGCGACGGCGCCUUUACAAGCUAUACCUCCACCACCGAUGCCGAGGAGUUUCCGUAUGUACUCGCAUCCGACGACCGAUGAGACGGCGUUCUACGGUGACUUGCAAGACGACGCUAUUGACGAACAAGAGGCGAACAACGCGGCCGUCGACGAACAUGUCAGCACGUUUUCGGAGAAUCUUAACCCGAACGUGCCGGAAUUCAUACCGGUGAUCAAUGGUUUGGAAGAGAAGAAGAAGUCAUCGGUCGAGAAUGAUGACGAUAUCGACGAAUGCGUCGAAGCCAUCGAAGAUAAGUUGAAGGUCGACGAUAGUGGUAAACAAACUGGCGUUGGUGCUGCUUCUGCCGUCGAGAUGGAUGAGAAAAAUGGAGAUUUUCCCGAUCUAGGUGUAGAGAUGAAUAAUCACGAUAGCGAAACCGGUACUGAAGAAGAACUUAAGACUGAAGAUGAAUCGAAAAAUGAUUCCGGUAAUUUUAGUGAUACCGUUAGAAGUAAUUCGACCAACGGUAAAGAAACCAGUGAUAAAAAAGCUAGCGACGAUGAACGUUGGCAAGAGGUUAAAAGACGAUCGAAAUUGACGCGCGACAGAAGAGGCAGCAGCUACGAUUCAACUUGUAUUACCAUAUCUUCGGAUACGAAUGUGACGACGACUUCCACUACGACUUCGGCAACCACCAUUAAGCCGUCGUCAUCGGUACCGCAAAAGGAAGAGCUGUAUUUCCAAUUCGACGAAGACAUGGACGUACCGUCCGGAAGGCAUAACACGUUUACCGAAUGGUCUGAAGGCGAAGAUUCAGACUACGACGAAUUGAGCGAUAACGAAAUCAACAAGUUGUUAAUAGUGACGCAGGCGUCGCAUCCGAAUCGCCUAAAGCACGACGGUUACGAUCGUACCGGAGACUGGCAAACGCGCGUGAAAAUUAGUCAAGAUUUGGAACAAGCCAUCGACUUGGGAUUACAGAUUUACGAAGAAAAUUUAUGGUCCCAACAGCAAUGGGUAUCCUCGCCGAGUAAUUACCGUACCGUAAACGUGAUUAGUCAAAAAGAUUUCGAGAAAAUGACGCCUCCUAUGCCGAGAGCAAGUAAUCCCGAAGUUCCACCGCCACCUCCUGGUGUAUCAUCCGGCUACGACGAAGUGUUCGAAAUGGAGGAAGAUAGUAAAUCUCCAAAGGAAGAGACAUCUGCUCAAAAACCGACCACCGAUUCGGUCGUACAGUCUCGCACAUUUAGCAGACAAAAACGAGACAGGCGACGUAACGCCGCUCGUUUCUACGGAGUUACCAGCGAACGACUAUCGCAAGUUCGUGAAAAUAGUUAUAAAAUUUAUUACAGUCACAAUCAACCAACGGAACACCAUGUCGGCUGGAUCAUGGACUACAGAGAGCAUAGACCUAGGACGUAUUCCACUGGAAGCAAUGCAGGCACUAGUCCUACAGAAGGAUCUGUUAUUUACGGAAGUACCCCUCAAUCAUUACCAAAUUUCCAACAUCCGUCCCACGCUUUAUUAAAGGAGAAUAAUUUCACGCAAACUGCUUACCAUAAAUGGCAUUCGAAAUGCUUGAAAGAACGAGCGAGAUUAGGAAUCGGUCAGACGCAAGAAAUGAACACGUUGUUCCGUUUCUGGUCGUUCUUCUUACGUGAUAAUUUCAAUCGAAAAAUGUACGAUGAAUUUCGAGCUUUGGCUGUCGAAGAUGCUAAACACGGUUAUCGAUACGGAUUUGAAUGUCUUUGUCGAUACUUCAGUUAUGGAUUGGAAAAGAAAUUCCGACCAGAUUUGUAUCUUGACUUCCAGAUCGAAACGAUGAGGGAUUACGAAAACGGACAAUUAUAUGCUUUGGAAAAAUUCUGGGCAUUUUUAAAGUAUUACAAGCAUAGCGGUACUUUACAAGUGGAUCCAAAAUUGAAAACUUAUUUAUCAAAAUUCAAGGAUAUCGAAGAUUUUCGUGCUUUAGAACCGAUCGAAGAUCAAAUGAGACAUAAUAUUGGCAGACAAAAGAGAUUCCAACGUAAUCGCAGUGUAUCGGAAAGUUCGAGUUGGGAACGUAACCCCAGAAGAAGACAGUUCUCUGUCGGUUCGGUUCCGACGUCUGUGCAAAGUGAUAACAGAAAACGUGCUGAUUCGAUGAGCAUCGAAUUGAGUUCCACUUUACCUAAUGGAACGAGAACUAAACCAUCGAUCAAGAAUUCGACGAGUAAAAACCUACACGUAAAUUUCGAUCUCGAAAAACCCAAGAUGACGGAAAUUUGACGAUUACAAAACACGUUCGAUUUAUGUAACACGUCAAGAAAUUCGAAUUCGCUAUGUUCAUCAAUUAUGCAUAAAGUUUUACACGUUGCAAUUUUCCGAAAUAACGCGACUACCGCGAGAAUAUGAUCUAAAAAAAAAAAAAAAAAAAAAAAGACAAUCUAUGGCAUGACGAAGUUUUCGAAUUAUUUUAUCGUUGCAAGAUUUUUUUUUCUUUUUUGGAAUGUUAACAAAAUGGAAGUGACUUUGAUGAUUUUUAUUUGUUUUCGUUUAUAAGAUGAAUAUUUAUUUUAUUUAAUUUUCUUGUAUUGUUUAAGACUUAUCAACUAUUGGCGAAAACAACCGAAAAUUUUUGGUUUUUAAUUGACAUCAUUGGACGUGAAAACGUUUAGUAAAUGGACGCGUUCUCGUAUUAUGUGUAAAUUUUUUCUAUUUUUUAUCAGCGUUAUAACUCGCAUAAAAUUUAAGCUCGGCCAUGCUAAAUUUCUUUACCAAUCGUAUCGAGAUGGAUUUUAUAAUCGAUUCAGAUUUAUAGCGGAAAAAUUUUCUCGUUUUCGUUGAUAUCAUUUACAUGCGUAUUCCGAAAACUUUCUAAUUUUAAACGUGUAUCCCCCCCUUUGUUUUUAUCGAAACGAUGUAAUUUUUUUCUUAGAGAAAAAUACACGUUACAAAUUUCUAGAUACUUAGUAUUUUUCGGGCGCUUUUUUUUUAUUUGUCAGCGCAGAAGGAAAUAUCGAAUUGUAAUUUUUUUAUUUUGACUAAACAGGGUAAAA